AUGUUAUAUACACCGUCUCUAUAUGUCUAUUGUUUUCACCAAUACCAGACACUGCGAAGUGCAGUCUUAGACUCCAACGAGGCGUUAGAAAGUUUAUUCAAAUGUGUAGUACUUCCGAUGGCGAGGUUAGAACGAGAUGAAACAAGAGCAGAGGGACGUUUUUGGGGAGAUGAUACAUUCUUUCAAUUCUUUAUUGACUCAAUGAAUAUCCAAAGUAGUGGAAAUUUUCAUUGUGAGCUUUUCACGGUUAUGGCACUCAAAUUACGGUUGUUAGUUAACAAGUUAGGGAAGGAGAAAGUGUCUCUCUGUUACCCUGAGUAUUACACGUUCUUGAUGGACGUUGUACAUUGUAUUAUUAUGGUGCAGACAUUUCUUUUGUUGAACAAAAUAUCGCGGUAA
Molecule: messenger RNA, 399 nt
Organism: Entamoeba invadens IP1
Lineage: Eukaryota; Evosea; Mastigamoebida; Endamoebidae
Exons: 2
Coding region: 1-399 (132 amino acids)
Source: RefSeq, a predicted model, not a curated record